This is a messenger RNA of Eucalyptus grandis, 3507 nucleotides long. RefSeq names its product protein RRC1. Gene Ontology annotation, molecular function: RNA binding. NCBI's taxonomy places the organism in Eukaryota, Viridiplantae, Streptophyta, Magnoliopsida, Myrtales, Myrtaceae. The record is from RefSeq and is a predicted model, not a curated record. Gene Ontology annotation, biological process: RNA processing. Gene Ontology annotation, cellular component: nucleus.
CAAACCCGUGAGCUUCCUCUUCCCCUUCCUCUUCCUCUCUUCUUCUCCCGCUGCAGCUGCUGGCCUAGGGUUUCCAAUCAGUCGUCUUCCUCCCUCCUCCUUCUCCUCCUUCUUCCACCAGUCGAAUCUCUCCAGAAACGCCACGUCCCGGCGAUCCGGAUUGCUCCAAUCGCCGGCCGACGAACGAUUCUGGAAACCCUGAUUGACUCCGAGUGUCCGCCGGCGACACGUGGUUCCGGCAUCCUCAUGCGAGGAUGAGCUCGUUCUCCAUUACCCGCAAGAAGACGCCCUUCCAGAAGCACCGCGAGGAGGAAGAGGCGAAGAAGAAGAGGGCCGAAGAUGAGACGGCUCGCCUCUACGCCGAAUUCGUGGAGUCCUUCCAAGGGGACAAUGCGCCCGGGUCGAAGGCGUUCGUUCGAGGAGGGCUGAUCAAUCCGAACGAGCGGGCGAAGGCCGAUUCCGAAGGUGAAAAGUCCAAAGAUGGGAUGCCUGUUCCAAAGAAGGGAAGUAGGUAUGUUCCUUCUUUCAUACCACCCCCUCUUUCAUCCAAAGGAAAAGAAACUGAAAAGAAGAAAGACGAGGAGAAGACAAAAGAGAGAGAGAAAGGGAAGUCACGAAACAUAGAUCAUUUCAUGGAGGAGCUGAAGCAUGAGCAAGAACUGAGGGAGAGACGGAAUCAAGAGCGUGAACAUUGGCGCGAUGGCCGCCCGAGUGAAAAUUCUGCUCCAUCUACCCGAUUUGAUGAACUGCCUGAUGAUCUCGAUCCAAGUGGAAGGUUUCCUGGAUCAUUUGAUGAUGGUGAUCCACAGACGACGAACCUCUAUGUUGGUAACCUUUCACCUCAGGUUGAUGAGAACUUCCUUUUACGGACCUUUGGAAGAUUUGGUCCCAUAGCAAGUGUAAAGAUAAUGUGGCCUCGGACAGAAGAAGAGAGAAGACGGCAGAGAAAUUGUGGAUUUGUGGCUUUCAUGAACAGAGCUGAUGCACAGGCCGCAAAGGACGAAAUGCAAGGUGUCGUUGUUUAUGAGUAUGAAUUGAAGAUUGGAUGGGGUAAAUCUGUGGCUCUCCCAUCACAAGCUCUUCCUGCUCCUCCACCAGGGCACAUGGCCAUAAGGAGUAAGGAGGGCGCAACAGUGAUUUUGUCUGGUCCAUCAGGUCCACCAGUUACCACAGUCCCUGCUCAGAACUCCGAGUUGGUUUUGACUCCUAACAUACCUGAUAUAACUGUCGUUCCACCGGAGGAUGAUCAUCUCCGGCAUGUGAUUGAUACAAUGGCAUUAUAUGUAUUGGAUGGUGGAUGUGCGUUUGAACAGGCUAUUAUGGAGAGAGGUCGUGGGAAGCAACUUUUCAGUUUCUUGUUUGAGCUUGGAUCUAAAGAGCAUACCUAUUAUAUCUGGAGGCUUUAUUCUUUUGCUCAGGGCGACACUCUUCAAAGAUGGCGAACAGAACCUUUCAUCAUGAUUACUGGUAGUGGAAGAUGGAUACCUCCACCCUUGCCUAUUGCCCGAAGUCCUGAACAUGAAAAAGAAUCUGGCACGACAUUUGCUGCUGGGAGAAGCAGGCGUGUAGAGCCAGAACGUACACUAACUGAUUCGCAGAGGGAUGAAUUUGAGGACAUGCUGCGUGCAUUAACGUUGGAGAGAAACUUGAUAAAGGAGGCAAUGGGUUUCGCUUUAGACAAUGCUGAUGCUGCCGGGGAGGUCGUUGAGGUUUUAACAGAAUCUUUAACACUUAAAGAGACACCUAUCCCAACUAAGGUUGCAAGGCUUAUGCUGGUUUCUGAUGUCCUCCAUAAUAGUAGUGCUCCUGUGAAAAAUGCUUCUGCAUACCGCACUAAAUUCGAAGCGACACUGCCUGACAUAAUGGAGAGCUUUAAUGAUUUGUAUCGGAGUAUAACUGGAAGGAUCACUGCCGAGGCCCUUAAGGAACGAGUCCUGAAGGUUUUGCAAGUAUGGUCAGACUGGUUUCUGUUUUCUGAUGCUUAUGUGAAUGGAUUACGGGCUACUUUUCUCCGAUUGAGUAAUUCUGGGGUGGUCCCUUUUCACUCUCUAUGUGGUGACACACCUGAAAUAGAAAAGAAAGCAAACUCAGAAGAGUCGGGUGAUGGAGUUAAGGUCAACCAAGAUGCUGCCUUGGCAAUGGGCAGAGGAGCUGCUACGCAAGAGUUAAUGUCUCUUCCCCUCGCUGAGCUUGAAAGACGCUGUAGGCAUAAUGGAUUGUCUCUUGUUGGUGGUAGAGAAAUGAUGGUUGCAAGGUUGUUAAGUCUUGAAGAGGCAGAGAGACAGAGGGGCUAUGAGUUAGAUGAGGACUUGAAAUUUAAGCAGAGAGCGAGCACUGGGAGAUAUUCAAGUGGUCAAAGAGAUAAUAAUGUUGAUGCUGGGCCUGUAGGAUUAACAGGAUGGGGUCGUUAUGGGGAGGAUGAGGUGGCUGCAAAAGGAGAAGAAUCUGUUACAUUGGCUUCAACCAUCCCAAUUCCACCACCUGAGCUGAAAGCUUUCACGAGGAAAGAGAAAAAUGAUCUUGUUUUGCCAUCUUCAAAGUGGGCUCGAGAAAAUGAUGAAAGCGAUGAUGAACCGGAAGGAGGUUCUAGAGGCCUAGGGUUAGGCUAUUCAUCAUCUGGAAGCGAGAAUGCUGGGGAUGCUCCUGGCGAUGUUGAUGGGAUUGAGUUGGCGGCUGAUUCAAGCAUUCCAUCUCAGUCAGACAGCGGAAUGAGUGAAGAGCAAAGACAAAAAUUGAGGCGUCUAGAGGCUGCUUUGAUAGAGUAUCGUGAAUCUCUGGAAGAACAUGGAAUCAAGAAUGUGGAAGAAAUCGAGAACAAAGUUGCCUUGCGCAGGAAACGGCUGGAGGUGGAAUAUGGAUUAUCAGGCUCUAGUGAUGGUGUUUCUGGGAACAGGAGAUCUUCAUCAGAGAGGAAGGACAGAAGAGAUAAUUCCCGUGACUCUUCCAGAAAACGUCAUCGUAGCCGAAGUCGCAGUGCUAGUCCACCUCGAAGAUCAUCUAACCGUGACAGAGAUGGUAGGAUGCAUCACUUAGACAGUGAAAGAAGUAGAGAUCGUGAGAAGAGUGGCAGCAGAGAGAGGGAUGAUUAUGACAAGGAUAGAGGUAGAGAGAGAGAGCGUGAUAGGAGAAGACGGACGUGAUCAAAUGGCAAUUUAUGGGUGGACUGAAAAAUGACAGCUUGGCCAUUAAUGACGGGCUAAAUUUCUGUCACAAAGUUGGUAUGCAGAAUCCAAGCGAAGUGGAGAUAGGACUGCAUUGUCACUUGACGCGUUUCGUAUCUUGUCCAUGUACAAGGAAAAUGUUAGGUCUUUUUCUCUGCAGUGGUUUGUUUGAAGAAGAAUGGUUUGCCAUUGAAAAUCCUGGUGUAGCCCUGUCAUGGGCCCUGUCAUGGGAUUAUUGCAUUUACUGAAGAGCACAAUUUAGUGAAUGGAGUCAAAUUUUGUAUAAUGUAAACUGCGGAUGUUCCGUGUUUCCCCCUAAUGAAUUGUUAGGAUUUCUUUUUCAGUA